Blepharisma stoltei is the source of this 8175-nucleotide messenger RNA. The record is from the annotation of a GenBank genome assembly. NCBI's taxonomy places the organism in Eukaryota, Ciliophora, Heterotrichea, Heterotrichida, Blepharismidae.
AUGGCAGAAGCUACUGCCCUUACCAAAAAAAUUAACGAAGAAUUCCGUGAAAUAAUCAUAGACCGCGGCCGCUAUCUCGAGUUGAGUGGCUUUCCAAAUAGCAUGACAAUUAGAUUUAUUAUGUUUAUAGCCCACUACAAGUUGCCUCUGUCUCGAAACCGCUAUGGGGUAUUCGAUUAGUCUUCCUCAAGUUCCCCAAGGGGAGUCACCUUGAUUUUCUUUACAAUGAGGUACCAAUUUUGAACUGCGAGCAUUGAUAACUCUUCUUUGAGCUCUGGCGAAAAAUUUGGGGUCUGUAAUGCACCCUGAAUGUCCCAGUCUCCACCAUCUGGGGUAAAUGGUAACCCUCUAGAAAAUUCAACUCAUAGAGUAGGAUCUGAUAAAAAAAACAAUAUGCUCUUGCUUCCCUCAUAUAGUUAGCCAAUUAAAAUGCUCAAGAGGCAGGAAGACUAUAAAAUUUGAACGUCACGAUAUUUGAAUUAUUGUUUCCCAAAUAAUUUCAUUUCUACAGGCAAAUACAACAUAUUUAACCUCAUUCCCAAAAACCUUUUCGAACAAUUUCAAAGAAUAGCUAAUAUCUGAUUCCUCAUCGUCUCUAUAUUGCAAGUCCUCCCCUUAAACUUAUCCCCUACUUCAAGCUGGGCCACUAUAGCUCCUUUAUCCCUUGUCCUUGCAGUAACCCUAGCUAAAGACGCUUAUCAUGACUUCAGACGCCACAAAAGUGACAAGGCCAUCAAUAAUCGACUGAUAAAAGUAUGGGUCGAAGAAAACACUGAAUGAGAGUACAUAAAAUGAAUGGACCUUCAGGUUGGGAACAUCAUUUUAUUAGAACAAGACGACUCAGUUCCAGCUGACAUAUUAAUUCUUACCACUAGCCAUUCCUCAGAGCAAAACUGCUUUAUUGAAACUAGUAAUUUGGACGGCGAAGACAAUUUGAAAAUCCGAUACCCUCCUGACGAAAUUUGUAGUAUUUUAAAUGGGCAUACUGCUACGACCGCUAUGAUCAAUAUCAAUCAUCUUGAUGAGGCGGUAUUUAAACAUAAAAAAAUGGCGGUCUAAGCGCAACCAGCUUCUUGACACAAUUUUUCAACUUUACGGACAAGUCAACAGGGUGAGAAACCAUCUAUAUGAAGGUCUGAUACGGCUUUAUGAUAUCUAGCUAUUUCUCCCUCUGUAGCUUGGUUUUGCCUCUCUUCUAAAAGGCUUUUCCCCCUUCUAGAAGAGCUUUUUCGGACCAAAACCUGGCCACGUCCUGCAUCGGUUCAAGACAAAGCUGCUGGAGCAGAUUUAACUUAUAUUAAGAAAGAACAAAUAGCGAGCAAGUCCCAAACCUAAACACUCUAAUGGCGUGGGUCAUCCACGUGCCUCAAGUAUAACCGGAGAGAAGGCCUCUGAAACCUGGAGCAAGGAGCCUUUCAGUAAGUCCGAUGGUAGCUGAGCCGUUUCGCGACGUUGGGUGAGAUCGGUUAAUUCAUAUUGGUAUGCCGACGACGAGAAUUCUGAUCAUAAAUUAAAUAGCAAUAACGGCAUCUGGGUAAGUCUUUGACUCUGCUCCUAUGAUGGAAAUGGGUAAAUUGGCAGUGUCCUUCGGGACUCAUAAGGUGGACCUUCAUCGCGAUACCAUCGGUUGUUGCCUGAGUCUAGGAACUGAGCCUUUUUACCUGUAGCUGCUGAGGGCAUGCACCCAGCACCUAUUAGAUUCGGGUUUUCCUGGAUAAAGCUACUUUUUAAUGAGUCCGCAGGCUGCAUAAAUCCAUAUUCUACCCACUCAAAACUGGAGUCCUUAGUUGGGUAAGGAGAAGACGACCCCCCUCGUGCACGCUCAAUCCGCCCUGGCGUGAGGCGGGCUCUAGUGAAGAUGGAGAAAAUGGCUUAGAGCCCCGCCGACCAUCAUCAACUCAAUCACGUUUAGGCGAUGUCUUGCAGACGAACCUUCUGGGAUCCUUGGUGGCUGCAUAACCAAUAAGGCACUCUGCCAUCUAUAAUUAAAGAUUAAGAUGAGGCGAUAUUUAAGACAGAGCAGCCGAACAAUAAAAUGCAUACUUUUGAUGGCUCGCUGAAGCUCAAAGGAUACCCAAGAGCGAUUUCGAUAAAUCUUAAUAAUAUGAUAUUGAGAGGAAGUACAUUAAAAAACACGAAAUGGAUCAUUGCAGUUGUAGCGAUGACGGGGGUUGAUACAAAGCUGAUGAAAAACUCCCAGCACCCUAAUCACAAAAGAAGCAAUAUUGAGAAGAGGGUAAACCGCUAUCUUAUUAUUGUAUUUGGGAUGCUUUUAAUUGUAAUCAUCACAUGUACAGCAAUUUCGAUGGUUUAUGCUUAUGCAUAUGAAUCUAGGCUGGAGUUCUUUACUGGGAAGGGCUCGAGUGGAGCAUUAUUAAAUGCAAUCACGUUUAUGAUAUUAUAUAAUGGGAUGGUUCCGAUUUCUUUGUAUGUAACGAUGGACAUUGUUAGACUUCUUCAAGCAAAGUUUAUUACAAUGGAUCUCAAUAUGUAUUAUGAGCCAAUUGAUCAGCCUGCUGAGGCCAAAACAGGAGACCUUAACGAAGAUCUAGGCCAAGUCGAGUAUUUGUUUACUGAUAAGACAGGCACAUUAACUGAAAACUUGAUGGAGUUCAAGAUGUGCUCUAUCCACGGCCAAAUUUAUGGCUCUAUAGAUCCAAAUAAUACUUCAAUGCCAGCGCAAGUCUGCCAGCACCCCAGGUUCGCUUUUAACGACCCUUCAUUUUUAGCCAGUCUCAAAAGCACCAGACAUCAAGAAAUCAAUGAAUUUUUAGAAGUCCUUGCACUGUGCCACACUGUGAUACCAGAUCAAAAAGAGUCAGGAGAAAUCGAGUAUCAAGCGGCUUCGCCUGACGAAGAAGCACUCGUCCUUGCUGCCCACUGCUUUGGGUAUUCUUAUAUAUCAAAUAAAGCUGGGUCAUAUACUUUAAGAGUAAAUGGUGAAAUCUGGGAAUACAAGCUGCUCUGUCUUAAUGAGUUUACCUCAAACCGGAAAAGGAUGUCUGUGCUCGUAGAGCCUAUUUUUGAUAAAAAACGAAAGCCUGUUUUGUAUUGCAAAGGAGCUGACAAUGUUAUACUAGAGAGAUGCAAAGAUUCAGAAGAAGCCAAAGACUUGCUUAAUGACCACUUAACUGAGUUUUCAAUGAAUGGGUUCAGGACUUUAGUUUUAGCUAAAAAAGAGCUGACUCCUGAAGAAGCCGAAGAGUAUGAAAGGAAAUAUAAUACAGCUAAAAAUGCACUAGCUGAUAGAGAAGAAAGGCUAGAGGCCUUAGCUUCAGAGCUUGAAUGAGACAUGGAACUAAUUGGAGCCACCGCAAUAGAAGACAAAAUUCAGGAAGGAGUCUCUGAUACCAUUUCCACCCUUUUAAGAGCAGGCAUCAAAAUCUGCGUGCUAACUGGCGACAAGCAAGAAACAGCUAUCAAUAUAGGCUAUUCUUGCAAAUUACUGCAGCCUGAAAUGAACGUGAUAAAGCUGAACUCAAAGUCUCUGCAAGAAGCUAAAGAAAUGCUUCAAGCGACCUUAAACCAAACUUUAUUCGAUAGAGCUUUUCGUCGAACCAACACAUUCCUGCAAACAAUUCAAUACGUCGAUGCAUCACCUGACUUGUCCCCACUCGAUAAAACUUUGCCUCAGCGAGGUCGAAAGGCCCGUUAUAAGUUUGUCAAAAGCGAAUUUUUCAUUGACGGAAGCGUUUCUCCAGAAAAAGUGGAAACUUUAAACCUUGCCUUGGUCACAGACGGGACCACAUUGACGUAUAUUUUAAACGACACUUUAUGCAUGAGGUAUUUUUCUAUACUGAUGUGCAUUUCUCAUGCUGUUAUUUGUUGCAGAGUUUCGCCUCUGCAAAAGUCAUUAAUUGUGCAGCUGGUGAAAAAUCAUUUUUGCUUUAAGCCCUUAACCUGUGCAAUUGGAGACGGGGCAAAUGAUGUUGCAAUGAUACAGGAGGCUCAUGUAGGGAUCGGAAUUUGUGGGAGAGAAGGCAUGCAGGCUGCAAAUUCAAGCGAUUAUUCAGUUGCGAGGUUUAGGUUUCUGCUCCCUUUGCUAUUGCAUCAUGGGAGGUGAAACUAUCAAAGAAUUUCUAUGGUUGUCCUCUAUUCUUUCUAUAAAAAUUUUCUACUGAUUUUGCUUCUUUUUUAUUUCAGCUUUAUGAACAUGUAUUCUGGCACAAGUUUGUAUGAUUCUUGGCUGAUGAUGGGUUACAACGUUGGCUUUACAGCGCUGCCCAUUAUAAUUCUUGGCGUUUUCGAUACAGAUUUAUCAAGACAGGCCGUUUUAACCAAUCCUCAAGUGUAUACUGAUGGGAUUUAUUCUAAAAAAUUCAACUACAAGAUUUUUAUAGUAUGGACUUUUAAAGCAAUAUAUAAAAGUAUUAUUGCCUUUAUUUUUCUUUGGCAAUGCUCUUUACAAAGUAUAGACAAGGAUGGGAACCCUGAAAGCUUGGACCAAAUGGGAGCUGCUGCUUACUAUACAAUCGUCCAAAUCGUAACUUAUACUGUUUGAAGUGAAAUGAAGCAGUGGAAUAAGCCCUUUAUUUUUGUUACGAUUUUAAGCUUAAUUGCCUUUUACCCAGUCAUUUUUAUUUAUGACUAUUCAGGAUUUCCAACUACCAGCCUUGAAGGAGUGUCCGUUCACAUGUUUUCGGCAAGCUCGUCUGCGUUUUAUUUAUUUUUCGUGCCUUUUAUUUGUGGCAUUCCCAGACUAAGCCUACUUUGAUGGAAAAGCGUUUUCCAUCCCAACAACGUGCAAGAGCUGCAAAGGACCUCAAAUAAGAUUUACCCCAGCAAAAGCUAUGUCGAAGACUCCAAAUUCAACCUUAUUGCUAAAAGAGCUGUCCAGUAUUCUGCUAAUCUGAACAAUAUCUUCGUAAGCAAAGGACUUAAAGUCCAGCGGCACGAAGAUGACGAGCGGGAGUACUAUGCUUUGCAAAAAUAUUCAAUGCAGUUUAGAAACGUGUACGUGGAAAAAAGCUAUAAAAUGUACCUUAUUGACAAAAUAUUUAGAUUUGUGAGGAUCAUGUUUUUGUUACUUUUGGCGUUUUACACUGUGUGGAAUAUUAUUGACAGCAUGUCAAAUACGUAUACUGUAGCUUAUAUUGUGAUAAGAUGCUUGAUUUGGCUGGUGCUGGUAUGUGUUGUGAUAUUCACGAGGACUAGGUUUUUUAAAGAUAAUUAUGAUAAUUGUAUAGUGAUUAUGAUUGCUUGUGCACUUAUAGUGAAGUUUGUGCAAGAAGCGAUUAACCAGAACGAUGGGUCGAUGAGCACGGCUGUGGUUAUAGUAGGAAGCUUUAUACUGUUCAAAGCUAGUGCUUAUAAAAUAUUUAUUGUGAAUCUUGUUGCUUUAAUUGCGUAUUUGAUCAGAAUUAGUGUGACUUAUGGAAAAAAGUACCAGAGUGAGUCAAUUAUUAUUGUUUCAAGCUAUGGAGUGCUGCUCUUAGGUAUUUUCUUAUCUUGUGGGUUUAUUGCUUUUUCAUUUGAAGUCACAAAGAGAAUGGAGUUUGUAUGGAAACGCAAGCAAGAAGCUCAAUACCAAAAAGGCCACGACAUUCUUGGCAAUCUUUUGCCAAAUUUCGUAAAGGACAGAGUAAGACAAGGAGUCAGAUAUAUAGCUGAAUCUCAAAGCAUGGUAACUGUAAUGUUCUGCGAUAUUUAUGAAUUCGACAAAAUCUGUGCAGCUUUAACUCCUAACGAGCUUUUGCAGCUACUUGAUCGCUUUUUUUCGAUGCUUGACCAAUUAUGCGAAAAGCAUGGAGUCACAAAAAUCGAAACAGUCAACAAAACUUACAUGGCUUGUGGAGGACUUUCAGAUAUCGAGGCUACAAUGAAACCGUCUUUGCUGGAGCUAAAUCAUGCUGAGCGAUGUGUAGAGCUGGCUUUGGACAUUAUAAAAAGACUUGAGCCUGUAUCCAUUAAAACAGGUGACAAACUAAGAGUAAAAAUCGGAAUAAACUCUGGCCCAGUCAUAGCAGGAGUCGUAGGUGACCACAAGCCUCAAUUUUCACUUGUAGGAACUACUGUUAAUGAAGCAAGCUUAGAACUUAGAAUUUAAUUACUUAGAGAGUUUAACGUGCUUCUCUGGUUCCGCAGGGUGAUUUAACAAAGUCGCAAGGGCUCACCAAUAGACUCCAACUAAUGACGUCACCGGGCAUUUCCGACGUCACCCUUUUUAUCGGGUGGUCAGACCAUCCAAAGCAAAUGACGGCCAGUCGAAGCCAGAUCUCACGGGCUGCGUUGCCUUACUCGGAAGUGCCAUGCAGAAAACCCUAUGCCCACCAAACAUCCACGGAUCAGACCAGGAGGCUGUGCACCCCUCCAGUUGCUUACUUGAUAUUGCUGAAUAAGGUCUCACCAGGAAAACUGAACCCUAUAAUAAUAAAAUGGGCAAGGAGAGAAAUUCCUCGGGAGAGGAUUUAUCACGACAUAGCCAUUUUAUUAUUAUGUGUCAAUGAAGCAAGCAGAAUGUGCUCCACCUUGAAAUCCCCUGACAAAAUACAAAUUUCUGCUUACACCCAUGACCAUUUCAUCACCCCAGGCAAAUAUAAGCUUGAGCCUGGGUUUGUGGAAGCAAAAGGGCUCGGCAAGGUUCAAGUUUACGUAAUCGAUAAAAUCAGUGUAAGAAAACUCACCCGUAGGCCAGUUACUUUUAAUAAUAUGCACCCUCAUUUUGCUAAACCUGAAACUACUGAAGGCCUCGAUAUCACUAACUCAGACCAGCUUGAAAUUUCAAGAGAGCCUUUAAUAUCCGAAGAAAAUGAGCUAAACAUAUCAAGUUACCACGAAGAAGACGACGACACAAAAACUCCUCACACAGCUGUAAAGUUUGACUUGGAGCAGCUUAAGCUGCUCCCUAAUACGGAUGAUGACUCACAGCUUAACGUUGCGGGGCCUGUGCAAUGGGUAGCUUGCUCUUUCAAAGAAAAUGAGUCUCAAAGAGAGUUCAGGGUCAGCUCGCUUGAAAAAGACUGAAAAAGAUUAAUUUCAGUCAAUUGAAUCGCUACAUUUUUCUUUACUGUACUCGCGUGCAUUUAUCUAGGGACUUUUAUAAUAACAGGAUCUCAUUGGAGCAUUGCACAAAUAAUUUAUCGUUUUUCUGGGAUUUUUUUUAUGGUAAUCGUGAUUUGGAAAUUUAAAGCGACUUAUAAGAUGCCGCUUUUUCCUUGGGCGAUCAUGAUGAUUUAUAUAAAUCAGAGUUUGAUUAGUGCAAUUUCGCUGUCCAGCUUGAGUGAUGAGUUUUUAUACUUGGUAGUCAUUGAGUUUAUGUUUAUAAAUGUGGUGAUAAAUCAUAUCAGUGGCUUGCUAUUUGGAUUUAUCCUUAUUUCUUCAAUCGUCAAUUUUACUAUUUGGCUUUGUUUUGUACUGCUAAAUAAUCAUGAGUUAACCAAAUCUCUUGAGGCAACGUUCUUUAUUUUAGCUUUUUCAGUCAUUAACCUCUUCGCAAGCUAUUCAAUGGAACAGCAAUCAAGGCACAUUUACAACCUAUACAAAUACACUCAAAGAGAUAUCAAAAACACAGAAAAACUGCUCCAUCAAAUGAUCCCUCCACAAGUGGUGAGGAAUCUUCAGCAUGACAUCGCUACUACUGACAGAUACACUGAUGUUUCAAUAAUUUAUGCAGACAUAGCAGGCUUCACAGCAUAUUCAAAAAAUAAGGAACCUAUAGAAGUCAUUACAAUGCUCAGCAAACUUUUUUCCACUUUUGACCACUUGUGUGUAAGACAUAACGUUUAUAAAGUUCAUACAAUUGGAGAUUGCUAUGUCAUCCUUAGCUUCACAGAUGCAGAAAAAAGAGACCCGAUAAAAGAGUGUAUCAGCAUGGUCGAAAUUGCUUUAGAUAUGGUCAAAACAAUCAAUAAAGUCAAUAAAAGUAAAAAGACAAAUUUGAAUAUGAGGAUCGGCAUCCACACAGGAGAAAUCAUUGCAGGAAUUACUGGGACUAACAUUGUGAGAUAUGAUGUUUAUGGCCCAGACAAUGAUAUUGCCAAUAAGAUGGAGUCUAAUGGCCAAACUGGAAAAAUCAACGUCAGUGAAGUCACCAAAGGAAUUCUUGAGAAUAGCCAGCCUGGAAGAUUCGAUUAUGUCUACAACAAGUCGGUCAGGCAUGAACCCACCAACAGAAGCGUAGAAUGCUAUUUCGUAGUGCCUAAGUCUGAAAGAGACCUUGUCCUUGAUGACGAUUAA